UGCUGGUUGCAACCUAAUUGGUGCCAUGGCGCAGACGCUCUCACGCAGUGACGCCAAAAACAAGAUCAACCGCGGUGCGUUUCACCGCAAGGUUGUUCUGGAAGUUGUGACGCAGUAUGGAGACUUGCUGUGCUAUGCACAGCCCAAGCAUCAAAGGGACAAAGAAGUGGUGUUGGCAGCCGUGGCCAGCAGCAGUUGGGCGGUGAAAUAUGUUGCAGAAGACCUGCUACAGGAUGACAACUUCGCACUGGAUAUGAUUCGCGCCAAUCCUAUGGCCCUCCGGAUGCUGCCGGAGCGCUGCCGCCAUGACCCCGACAUGGUCCUUGCUGCUGUGAGUGGGGAUGGGCGCUGCCUGUCUUUGAGUUCCCUGCAGCAAGAUGAGGACUUUGUGCGCGAGGCAGUUUGCUGCAGUGCCGAAGCUUUGCAAUUUGCUCCAGAGCCUCUGAAGGCAGAUUUUGACCUCGUCGUCUCCGCGGUUUCUGCGGAUGGCCGGGCCUUGCGCUUUGCCGCGCCUGAGCUCCGCAGCAAUCGGCAGGUGGCGCUGGCGGCGGUGGAGGGCUGCGCAGGAGCCAUGGCGCACGUAGGUGAAGAGCUGCGCGGCAAUCGUCAUUUUGUGUUGGAAGCUCUUCGCCUACAGGGAGCUGCUUUGGAGUAUUUGCCGGACUUUCAGGAUGAUGAGGAAGUUGUGCUUGAAGCGCUAGCAUCGAACAGCGGAGCUCUGCGCUUCUCGACCCUGAAGUCUCAGCGGAGCUUCGCCCUCCUUGCAGUAGAGACAGCAGGUAUGAGCCUUGAGCAUGUAUCUGCGGAACUUCUUGAAGAUAAGCAAGUGGUCCUUGCUGCAGUGACAUCCAAUGGCUUGGCAUUACAAUUUGCGAGUCAGACAUUGAAGGGUGAUGAGGAAGUGGUGUGGUGCGCCGUGAAUCAGGAGCAGUCAAUGGGAUUUCCAUGGAUUUCCCUAUGUUUGAAUUUCUUUUGGUGGACAUCAUUGAUUGAUGUUGAAAUACGCCUUCCAAGGGUUAAUUUUUUUUGUGCUCGAGCGCGAGACAUCACAGGAUGUGCUCAUUAG
Messenger RNA from Cladocopium goreaui, 1066 nucleotides. Lineage: Eukaryota; Dinophyceae; Suessiales; Symbiodiniaceae. The record is from the annotation of a GenBank genome assembly.